Lathyrus oleraceus (garden pea) is the source of this 1182-nucleotide messenger RNA. RefSeq lists its product as uncharacterized. The record is from RefSeq and is a predicted model, not a curated record. Lineage: Eukaryota; Viridiplantae; Streptophyta; Magnoliopsida; Fabales; Fabaceae. The coding region runs from base 1 to 1182 and encodes 393 amino acids. The transcript has 3 exons.
AUGGAGGAUGUCAUUGUUAACAUUGGAAGACCUCUGAAUGCUCGAAAUAUGAAGAGUAUGGGGGUAAUUGAGAAAGUCAGAGCUAAACCAACUCUAGAAACUUCCUGGGAAUCACUCAAGGAUCAGAGGAAGAUCCCCAACGGUCUCUAUCUGUUCUUCAAGAUUGACCCUCCAGAAGUAGUGGCUCACUAUCUGCAAGAUCUUGCAAACCAAGGGGUGGACAUUUUAGAGUUCUCAGUGGACUGGCUACCUGAGCGUCCACCAAAUUUCAUGAAGAGACAACGGGAGCCAUCUGGCAAGUCCAAGAAGGCAAAGAAGGAAAAGUUGGGAGAAACUUCUGGGUCAAGACCUCCAGUCCAUCUGGCUGAUUCUCCAAGUAAGUCUAUACCUCCUUCCCGCUCUGUUAAAUUAAAGUCUAUUGCUUCUUCUCUCCCCCAAACCACUCCCGUCUACACCUCAUCAGAAACUCCUCCCUCCACCACCAGAACUUCUAACCCACCAUCCCUCAAAUUCAAUAUCGCAACCACUACCUUACCCGCAUGUGCUCUGGCCUCACAACAACCAUCACAAACUGAACCUGAACCUGAAGUUACCUCCCCACCCCCUGAACAACAAAAACUACCUCCAUCUGAUCAACCUCAAACACCAACUCCUGAACAACAAACUAAUCCACCUCCUGAAUUACCAGUACCCUCACCAUAUGAACAUCAACCAAAUCCACAACUUGAACAAACAACACCAUCUCCCUCUGAUAUUCCCCCACCACCAACCUCUAACGCCAUCAUCACUCCUACUCAAAAUCCAGAUGACACCAAUCCAACUCCACCACCCUCCCCAACCUCUAACCCUGAACCAAAAACUGCCUUCCCCAUAUUAGAAGAAGCAAUAACUGUAUUUGCAGAGUCUUCAGUGGAGAAGAUCAAAGAAGCUGAAGAGAAGGCUGUUGCUGAAGCUGUUACUACUGCGGCUGCUGCUGAGGCUGAGGCUGAGGCAAAAGCAAAAGCCGAAGCUGAAGAAGUAGCACACAUUGCUGCAGAGGAAGCUGCCAAGGCCAGUGCUAAUGCUUUGACUCAGGGGGAGCAAUCUAACUCUGAUUUUCCCCCUGGUCUUAAAGACUUUGGAGGAACUGCAAAAGGAACAACAAGUGGUACGAGCAAGGUUGGAUCACCAGGAUUCCGUUAA